Molecule: messenger RNA, 925 nt
Organism: Abrus precatorius (Indian licorice)
Lineage: Eukaryota; Viridiplantae; Streptophyta; Magnoliopsida; Fabales; Fabaceae
Product: small ubiquitin-related modifier 1-like
Exons: 3
Coding region: 152-448 (98 amino acids)
Biological process (GO): protein sumoylation
Cellular component (GO): nucleus
Molecular function (GO): protein tag activity; ubiquitin-like protein ligase binding
Source: RefSeq, a predicted model, not a curated record
GGGAAGAGAGAUAUUGAUGAGGGUGAUACAUGUGUUCCAAUAAGAUCUAAGGCGUGCAUCACUUUGGUUAGAUUCAUGGCCGUUUAUAUAAGUAGUUGUUCUAAGAGGAAAGGAGGAACAAACGUUGUUGUUUGGGAGAAUUGAGGUGAAGAUGUCGGGCAUGGCCAACGAGGAAGAUAAGAAACCCACCGAUCAGGGAGCUGCACACAUCAGCCUCAAGGUCAAGGGACAGGAUGGAAACGAAACUUUUUUCCGGAUCAAGAGGAGCACUCACUUGAAAAAGCUUAUGAAUGCUUACUGUGAACGACAGUCACUGGAUUUAAACUCUGUUGCUUUUCUGUUUGAUGGCCGUCGCCUACGAUCGGAGCAGACUCCAGAUGAGCUUGAAAUGGAGGAUGGGGAUGAAAUAGAUGCCAUGCUCCAUCAGACAGGAGGUUCUCUUGUCUAAGGAUGUGGUUAUGGUUUACCCUGCAUCAUAAUCUUAACUAGUUUAACUAAGGUUGGUGCAAAAGAUGCAGCUUCUAUCAGUUACUACUAUACUGCCCAUGUUGUUGGACUUACAAGUCCAACGCUUCUUUUGUCCAUAAGAGUGAGUAGAAUAACAUUUGACGUUUGAACUUGAAAGCUGAUAGCCUAGGUUUGGGUGCUUAAUAUACAAUCUUCAUGUAUCUGAGCAUGUAAUCUAUGAUAUGUGGCUGCUUGUUAGAUGGUGUCUCUGAGUGAGCAUGCCUUGGAUGCUAGAAGUGAUUGGAACCCAAUGGAUAUGUGAAUCUGAAUGGGCCUGACCUUAUAUUUUUUAAAUAAAUAGUGUGAUAAAAUAAUAAAGUGUGUUUGCUUUCUAGAGGAACACAGAUGAAUAGGCUUGAUAUUUGAAUGAGGACAAAACUUAGUGGUUUUAGUGUAAUUUUUGAAUAAAAAUUAAUUU